UGCGCGGCGCUCCUGGCGACGAUGGAGGACCGGUCCCACAAGGUGCUGCUGGCGCUGGUGAUGCUCUUCCUCUUCGCCGUGAUCGUGCUGCAGUACGUCUGCCCGGGCACCGAGUGCCAGCUCCUGCGGCUCCGCGCCCUCAGCCCCGCCGCCGCCGCCGACCCGUACCGGGCGGAGGACGAGACGCCGGCGCGUUUCGUUCCCCGUUUCAAUUUCUCCGCCGGCGACUUGCUGCGGCGGGUGGACUUCAACAUCAAGGGGGACGACCUGAUCGUCUUCCUGCACAUCCAGAAGACGGGCGGCACCACCUUCGGCCGGCACCUGGUCCGCAACAUCCAGCUGGAGCAGCCCUGCGAGUGCCGCGCCGGGCAGAAGAAGUGCACCUGCCACCGGCCCGGCAAGCGGGAGACCUGGCUCUUCUCCCGCUUCUCCACCGGCUGGAGCUGCGGGCUGCACGCCGACUGGACCGAGCUCACCAACUGCGUCCCCUCCGUGGUGGACAGCAAGAAGGAGGUGCGGCUCCGGCCCUCCAGGAAUUUCUACUAUAUCACCAUCCUGCGUGACCCCGUCUCCCGAUACCUGAGCGAAUGGCGCCACGUCCAGCGAGGAGCGACGUGGAAGGCGUCCCUGCACGUCUGCGACGGGCGGUCCCCGACCACCGAGGAGCUGCCCAGCUGCUACACGGGGGACGACUGGUCGGGCUGUUCCCUGCAGGAGUUCAUGGAUUGCCCCUACAACCUCGCCAACAACCGCCAGGUCCGCAUGCUGUCCGAUCUCAGCCUGGUGGGAUGCUACAACCUGUCGGUCAUGCCCGAGGAGCAGAGGAAUAAGGUUCUGCUAGACAGUGCCAAGGAGAACCUGAAGCGGAUGGCCUUCUUCGGCCUGACCGAAUUUCAGCGGAAGACUCAGUAUCUCUUUGAGAAGACUUUCAACAUGAACUUCAUCUCGCCGUUCACGCAGUACAAUAGCACAAGGGCCUCCAGCGUGGAGAUAGACGAGCAGACUCAGCAGCGCAUCGAGGCCCUCAAUUUUUUAGACAUGGAAUUGUACGAUUAUGCAAAAGAUCUGUUUUUGCAGCGGUACCAGUACAUGCGGCAGAAGGAGCACCAGGAAGCGCGGCGGAAACGCCAAGAGCAGCGCAAGAUCCUGAGAGCGAAGCAAGCGCACCUGAGGGAGCGGGGCGAGAACAGCUCCAGCACUGACUACAUAGGGAAUGUGGAGCGGUGGCGGCGGUAGUGGCGGGGGGACUCGCCGGACACCGAAAUCGAAGCAGAACCCCACCCAACCCGCAAAUCGGAGACGACGGAGCAGUCCACACAAAUUACGCUUCUCAAGGGUUUGAAGCAAAAAGAGGUUAAAAUGUUGCCUUUGCAGUUGCCUUUGCAGUCAAUGUUGUACUGUACGUGGAACACUUAAUCUUAGCGUGUAAUUAAAUUGUCCUUUUUAGGUUUGUUGGAUUAUUUAUGAAAUACAGGAGCCAAGCAGGCUCAUCGGAAAUGGUUGCUUGGACGUUUAUUUAAAAGAAAAGAAAAAAAAAAAAAAAAUCCGUAAAUUAGUUAUGAGUACAAAAUGGGAUGCAGGAAAAUGUUUAUGAUGCUCGGCUGAAAUCUGUCUGGGAAGCAAACUCAUUUCCUAAUAAUGACCAUUUAGCAUACUCUUACAAUACAGUAUAUGAGUAAAACCUUUUCCCUUUGAUUUUAUCUUAAUUUUAUUUUAAUAAUGUGUUUUCAAGGGCACCGACUGCUUAUGAUAUUUACCAAGUUAAUGAAUGGAUGAUGAAGGGAACAAUAAAGGUCUAGAAAAAAUAUUGACUAGUUUUAUGUAUAAUAUUGGCUUUUAAAAGGA
Molecule: messenger RNA, 1845 nt
Organism: Gavia stellata (red-throated loon)
Lineage: Eukaryota; Metazoa; Chordata; Aves; Gaviiformes; Gaviidae
Gene: HS6ST2
Product: heparan sulfate 6-O-sulfotransferase 2
Exons: 2
Coding region: 22-1236 (404 amino acids)
Cellular component (GO): membrane
Molecular function (GO): heparan sulfate 6-sulfotransferase activity
Source: RefSeq, a predicted model, not a curated record